CGAACGACCGGUGUUAGGGUGUUACCGAUUCCGCCGACAGCAACACUACCGACAUGUUGUUGUAGAACUAGAAGCGGCAGAGUCGGACGACGCGCCAAGAUUGAGCUGUGACCGAGGCCGGCAGAGGAUAAGCGUAUAUGCGUCCCCGGGACUAGUUGCUUGGCCGGCUAAAGAGGUGAAAAGCCUCCCCCCUGGACCCUGAAGUCUUUUUAUUGGCGCCAAGGCCCUCGCGAGGCGCCAUGCGUGCAUGCCAUGGCACCUCGUAACUUGUUUGGGGCCGAGCAUUGGCUGAAACUUGAGUUGUCAAGUGCGUCUGUCCGUAAGUGGACUGUAUUAGCCGAGAUUUCCUCCUGCAGCCAAAGGCCAAGCGCUUUCAACGAGUUGGGGUGCAGCCACGUUGCAAUCGCCCAUGCUCAAGGGAACUGGGAGGAAUCGAGGAUGGAGCCAAUCGACGAGGGAGAGUUUCCGCGCGGUCAUCAAGUCGUGUACGGAACAUGCCGUGGCGAGAUGUCAACUUGUCAAGGCCUCGGAUCCUACACGAUUUGUCGCAUUCCAUCGGCGGGUGCGGACGGAUACGUACUCCGUAGAUCGAUCGCACCCUGGAAUCUAAUUCCACUGCUACAUCUCCUAAUGUUGGCGAUCAAGGAGGUCACAGAAAUGGGUACUCUGUAUGUACGCACCCCGUCUCAACUCGUCAAGGCUUCCUUUGUCAGAGUACGUACAUGUGGUAUCACCGGUGAGGCAGUGCCUCAGCGGCAGCGUACCAUUGCAGAGGCAGACCGACGGCUCGAGCAUCCACGCUCAAAUCUCGCUCGACUAUACGCAGCUGUACGUUACUUAGUCGCUUCCAAACAGGGAAGUCCUGCCAUCAAUACCUUCCCCAACAAGACGUUGUUCUCCGAGAUAGCCUCGCCACAUUCUACGGCCUACCUACUUUACCUACCUGCCACCGUCUCGGACAUUUGGCUUUUGUCGGGACGCAGGUCUGCCAAGCCAGUACUCUGUGCAGUACCGCUGGGCCGCGUGCGCCACGUUUCUUGUGACUCCGAAAUGGACCAGCUACAUGAUCCAUCUGCAGCAACGGACCUCCGCAGACUGCAGGUACCUCUACGGCACGUCGGGUUGUGGUGUGUCUGGCUCAGGCGCCGCGGCUGGUCUUGAACCGCCCCCCCUUUUCCGAUGCUACGUACAUUUACACUAAGAAGUGCGCGUGCGGCCAGUGAUUCGUAAUAAAUGAGUCAACGUAACCCCCAGCUCUGCGCU
This is a messenger RNA of Emericellopsis atlantica, 1263 nucleotides long. RefSeq lists its product as uncharacterized. The record is from RefSeq and is a predicted model, not a curated record. The coding region runs from base 253 to 1161 and encodes 302 amino acids. Lineage: Eukaryota; Fungi; Ascomycota; Sordariomycetes; Hypocreales; Bionectriaceae. The transcript is spliced from 2 exons.